Molecule: messenger RNA, 1507 nt
Organism: Adelges cooleyi (spruce gall adelgid)
Lineage: Eukaryota; Metazoa; Arthropoda; Insecta; Hemiptera; Adelgidae
Product: nucleosomal histone kinase 1-like
Exons: 8
Coding region: 151-1095 (314 amino acids)
Biological process (GO): peptidyl-serine phosphorylation; signal transduction
Cellular component (GO): nucleus; cytoplasm
Molecular function (GO): protein serine/threonine kinase activity; ATP binding
Source: RefSeq, a predicted model, not a curated record
UUCUAAUUUAAAUUACAAAGUUGAUAAUACAAAUAAUAACGUCUUCUGUGUCCGGUGUCGUAAUGUUUGCUUAGAACGCUGAACGCGUUUUUAAAAGAGUCAAAUAUAGUUUUGGUAUUUUUUUUAUCUCAUUUGUUAAAUAGUGGAAAUAUGAGCAAAAAAUUAAAAACAACACCGAAAGAAGAGCUGCCUAAGGGUUUCGUUUUGAAGGAUACUAGUAACAAUGAAUGGAUAGUACAAAAGAUUAUUGGCAGCGGAGGAUUCGGUUAUGUUUACUGUGGGACAAGUCACGGUACUCGUUUAAAAACUGAAUAUGCUAUAAAAACAGAAAACAUGGAAAGUGGACCACUCUUUGUCGAACGUAUGUUUUAUUUAAAAAACAUGAAGGAGAAUGAUAUAAAAGUUUGGAAGAAAGAAAAGAAGUUAAAAGAAUUACCUAUACCCAAAUUUUAUGGUUUUGGUAGCACUUUGUAUAAUAACAAUAAAUAUAGAUUUAUUGUUAUUGAAAAAUUCGAUCAAGAUUUAGAAUCUUUCCUAAAAACUGUCAAAGACAGUUUGUUAUUAGGUGCAGUUAUCAAUAUAGUACGACAAAUAAUAGACGCCUUGGAGUUCAUUCACUCGUGUGGGUACGUUCAUUGGGAUAUCAAGAGUCAAAAUGUGUUUGUCGGUAAAAAACCUAAACAAAAUCACGUGUACCUGGGAGAUUUCGGCAUGGUGUCUAAGUAUAAAACCGAGGAUGUUGUACCCAAUAAAAAGUUGGCUAAUAACGGUACCCUAGAUUAUAUAGCGCUAGACGGUCAUGUUGGUAUGCACACGAGACGUGCUGACUUGGAAAGUCUAAUGUAUAAUGGAUUGGAAUGGUUAAAAUUAAGUUUGCCGUGGAAAGGUCAAAGUCUUACUAAAGUCACAAAAUCCAAAUCUGAGAUGAAGGAGAUAAUUCUUUCGGGAAAAGAGUCUAAAUUAAAUUUUCCCAAAGUACCCAAAUGUUACUAUAAAGCCAUGAAACAAAUAUACAACUUGAAACCUGCCCAGGAACCGAAUUAUACUUUACUGAAACAGUUGUUGAAACAGUACAAACUAGAAAAAACGUGUUAAGUGUUCUAGUGUAAGAACUGUAAUCGAAUAACUCAUAUUUCUAGUAUAUAAAAACAUCUUUGAAAUGUGUGUACAUAGAUAAAACAAAUUGUGUACAGAUGAAAAUUUCAAGUUUUGUAUUUUUGGAAAACUUUAAAAUGACCAUAGUAAUUCUGAGGCGUACUUAACCAAAAUGGUUUUUAAUGGAACUAUUUUGACUGGUACGCCACAAUAAAAGUAAUUUAUUUAAAGUAAUCAAGUUAGAUCAGUAGAAAAAAUGUAAAUUAAUAUCCUGUAAUAAAUAAAAAUAUUAUAUAAGUAUCUUACAAUUAAGAAUGAUUAAGAAGACUAUUUAGUAUUUAUUAAAAAUUAUAGAAUGUUUUGUGAUCAGUGAUUAAAAAUAUUUAUGAUUUUUUUAUGGUGGGUAUAUGUU